This is a messenger RNA of Danaus chrysippus (African queen), 4044 nucleotides long. The record is from the annotation of a GenBank genome assembly. Lineage: Eukaryota; Metazoa; Arthropoda; Insecta; Lepidoptera; Nymphalidae.
AUGGCAGGGUCUACAUUACCCGAAAAGGUUGCGCAAAUAUAUUACACGUAUGGUCUUUUCUGCUCGUCUUACCCCGCGGUUGCGAUCGCUCUAGCGCUCUCGGUCGUCUUAUUCUGCUGCUAUCCACUUCUAAAUGUGCCAUUACCAGGAAAUAUCCCAGUUGUAAUUAAUAUACACAACAAGGAUCAACACAAAGUGGUGGAUUGUAAUACAAAUUGUGAUUUUUCAGCAACAUCGCUACAAUUACAGUUUUUGCAUAAUGAAACACAAAAACUUCCACAUGUGUGGGUGAAAGAUAAACCGCUACUUUAUGUACACCAAAUUAUUAUGAGAAUAGGUGUGUCGCCUUGGAAUAACAAUCUUAAAAUGUGGGAUGCUUUCCGAGCACCUCUUCAAGAGACAUUUCGCUUACUCGAGGCUGUGAGGAACCACGAAGAUCCAGAAACAAAAGAAACUCUAUUACAACACUGCUACCAAGUGGAAGGUAUAAAAAGAUCUGAUAAAGCCACUGUUGAGACGGUGCUGCCAGAAUAUAGCUGUCUCAUUCUAUCACCAGCUAAUCUAUGGCAACAGAAUAUAGAUUCAUUCUCACUCGAUACCAAUAUAGUGAACACAGUUUAUACAUAUCAGGGACUUCAAAAAGGCAAGGUAUCAAUCGCUGAGAUGGCUUUCGGCUUGCAACUGAGAGACACUGGCAUCAAACGUUAUCCAUUGAGAGCGAGGCCAAGGGUCUUACAAUACGCUGUAACACUCUUCUAUCAACAUGCUGAUGAGAAGUUCAUCAAUUCCCUGACAAAGAAGCUCCGCGACAUGUAUCCCCUGUACCAAGAUACUUCCCAGGCCUACACUGACGAAAUGACCCUCAUAUAUUACCCGGGAAAGUUCAACUAUCACGAACUGGUGCAGUUAAUGAUAACGUUCGUCGGUCUCUUUCUGUACGUUUAUUUCUCGGUACGGAAGAUAGAAUUCAUUAAGUCCAAACUGGGCUUAGCGGCGUGCGCUGUCCUCAGUAUAGCCGGCAGUCUUACAAUGUCAAUGGGAAUAUGCUUCUUCUUCGGUUUCUCCUUGAGUUUGCAAGGGAAAGAAAUCUUUCCAUAUCUGGUGAUAAUAGUCGGACUCGAGAACGUUCUGGUGCUAACGAAGAGCGUCACUUCUACAGAUUCAAGAUUGGACGUCAAAAUACGUCUCGCCCAAGGACUAAGUAAAGAAGGAUGGUCCAUAACAAAAAAUCUCCUCACAGAAAUAACAAUACUGACAGUCAGUUUCUUCACAUUCGUGCCAUUUAUACAGGAAUUCUCAAUUUUCAUGAUAGUCAGCCUAUUAACCGAUUAUUUCAUACAAAUGGUGUUCUUCGCGACUAUCCUCGGUAUAGACGUGCGCAGAAUGGAGUUCUAUCCCGAGCGUAAUUCAAAAUUGCACUUGAAGGACUAUUUCAAUUCGAACAACGCUCUCAACUGGCGUUUCCAUAGAGGUUAUUCAGAUGAUAAUAAUUCGCCUCAAAGAAUGACGAAAUCUAAAUCCCAUCCGCGGCUCAACGGGCUGGUUCAGACAAGUCCGACGGAUGUGGUUGCCCAGCGUAACCAAAGCCCUGGUUGUCAAGACCACAGGGUUCCUAAACGUAUAUGGCUUGUGAACAUGUGGGCUAGAACACGAUUCUUCCAACGUGCGUUCAUGGUUUGGAUGCUAGUGUGGAUAUCUAUGAUAGUGUACGACUCCGGUGUUGUAGAUUAUUUCAUAGGCAGUGUUGAGAACAGUGAGAUUAACACGGUGCAUAGAAAGAACAUAAGGAAUGAGCCCAAGCAGUCAGUGUAUAUGAUAUACAAUAAUGUUAAUAAUACGGGAAGACAUCCUCUAGUUUUCUCACCGCUUCUUGAUACUUCCGAUACAGAGAAGAUCGCAAUAGCUGCUAACGAGACGAUACUAUUGAAACACUCGCCAUUACAUCGACCGUUUUCAAGGGUAUCCCCGUACCAUUGGUCCUCGAUUCUGUCUCAGUAUAAUGAGUCGGUUGCGGGUAGAUACGUGGCUAUACUACCGCCUGUGCUAGUUAGUCAUCGAGUUGGACCAGAAGUAGCGGUCGGCUUGAGGCAUCCCGAUGAAAAGGAUCCGCCUCCAUUAAGAUGGCAGGCUCUGGCUGCUGCCUUGGAUCCCAUAGAUACAUUACCAGAAUUUGACCUCAAAGACGGUAAAGCACAGGCACAUCAAUUGGGUCAAGGUGCUGAUUUACCCAUUUACCCUACAACACCCAUGGAAAUACUGCUUCUAGCCAUACUCUGUACCAUAAGCGUGGCUGUCAUAGCAUACAUGAUGGUAGUACUAUACAGAUGCGUUUGUUCGCGCCACUACGCAGAAUGGAGGGCGUCCUGGAACGAUGAUAAUCUCCAUAAUAAGACAAUAGCCAAACAGCCGGCUGUACAGCUAGUGAUGGAAGCUGUUCCAUUGGUGGUGGCUGGUCACAGUCAGGAGGUGGAGUGUCUGGUGACCGAUGGGGAGAAGGUGGUCAGCUCCUGUCUUCAAGGAAAUAUACGAGUGUGGGACUCACUUAAUGGAGAUCUCAUCACUAAUAUUGAUAGAAGCGCAUACUUCAAACUUCAAUCGGAGUUGUUUGACAGAGUCAAUAGUAAAGCCUCUGAUGAGCAUAUUACUAUUGAAGCAUGCCAUAGUCUCGAAGAUGUCACCCAAAAACAAAAUACCGGACCAAGAUUGCGGCGACCUCUGUCUACACAUUUGAGUAACUUACAGUUUAAACAGAACAACAGUACCGAUUCAACUUAUCUACCAGUAUCCGAGAGCACUAAGUAUGAUUUCGCGAAAGCCUACAGAGAUUUGUAUCGCACUGAACAAGACAUAUACGAUGUCAGUGAUAAUUACAGUGGUUUGAUUAAAGACAACGAAGAUAUAAGUGCGGUGAAACCAAAAACCAAAAGUGCUGUGAAUAGUGUUAGUAUGGAUUUUGUUAGGAGUGAUGGGUCAGAUAAUACUGGUGCUUGUUGGAGAGGUCAAGUUCUUAUGGACACUCCGGUGUGGUGUAUGGACUUCUGUAAUGAUCUCAUCAUACUUGGCUGUGCCGAUGGCAGGCUGGAAUUUUGGGAGGCCAGUACUGGAAAAUUGAUGUGCGUGUAUCAAUCAUCAAUGGCUGGUAUAAGUCACGUUCGCGUAUUAUCUUCAGGCAGACGAGUCCUAGCAGCCAGUUUAACUGGACACCUCUCACUAUUAAGACUAGAUGCUUGCACUAGUUCGGGAGCCCACGUCGAUUGGCGUUUCAGCACAGCUCAUAGACGAACUCACAAAAGAACGGGUUCUGCUGAAUUACUGAGAACAGGCAGCGGAUUUAAUGAAAACCGAAAGAGCUUUUCAUACGACGCUGACAAUAAUAACGACGAAGUAGUUUGCGUCCGCGUGGCUCACUGUAGGGCGCACCAGCAGCCUAUAACUGAACUACAAUCUGAAGGAGGGCGUGUGUUGACUGGCGGACAAGACCACGUGCUCAAGGUGUUCUCAAGCUCGGAGCUGACGGCGUUGUUGACUCUUCACGGUCAUUGCGGCCCUAUAACCAGUUGUUUCAUAGAUCAUGCGACGCCCACGAUCGCCGGCAGUGGUUCCCAGGACGGGUUGCUAUGCGUUUGGGAUCUACAUACAGGCGCCUGCCUCUACAGUAUGCAGGCUCAUGACGGAGCUGUGACGUCACUCGCCUAUACAGCUUCCUAUGUUGUGUCCGCGGGCGCUGACGAAAGGUUAUGCAUAUGGGACAGGUUCCAAGGGCAUAUGCUGAACACAGUCCAUAUAGGUCUAAACUACAUGAGUCGAAUGCUGCCUCUCACUCACACCCUACUUGUGAUGGGCGACCGAAGCGGAUUGACGGCAUACGACCUCAGCAGCGGGGAUAUUAUACGAAGAGUCAUGUUUGUUACAGGCCAGAGCGACGGCUGUAUAUUCGUGCGUCAGAUACUUCCUCUGAAGGACGCCAUAGUAUGUGACUACGCGAACCAACUAAGAAUAGUCCGCUUUCCUUUAGUGUCGAAAAUGGACAUGAAGAAUGAAUAG